CCCUUGACUCGUUAUGUUAUCAGAUGUAUGCAGUUGAUACAUUGAAUUAAUGAAUGACUUAGCCUUCUGUUUUUAUUUAAUACAUUGUAUAAUUCUGUUUGACAAAACAUGGAGGUUACAGGAAAGAGGGCAAUGAACAUAUUUUCUUGCAAACCAUGUGAAGAAAGUGAUGUGUUGACUCAAACGAAUGGAUUUUGUACGGACUGUGAAGAAUAUAUGUGUUCCAGUUGUUUUAAUGCACACAAAAAGUAUAAGCUUAAUCGAGAUCACACUUUAAUUGACUGUAAUGAUGAAACAACACGGAGAGAAAGUUCAAGUGUAUUUGAGAAAUGCGAGCAACACUCAAACGAAGCAGUAAAGUUUUACUGUGUACAGCACAAGCUAGUUGGUUGCGGAGAUUGUAUGAUCAUAGGUCAUAGGUCAUGUAAGGUCGAUUAUAUUCUUGAUAAGGCUGAAGAAAUUAAAGGCACAGCAGAGUUCAAGUCUUUAACCAAAGAACCGGGAAUAUGCAAGGUUGAAGCUGAACAAGUGCUUUCCUCACUUAAGAACAAUAAAGUUCAAAUUGAUGAUAUCAAUGAAAGGUUCAAACAGCAAGUUAAUAUGUUCCGGGAAGAGAUCAUUUUAAAAGUGAACAACUUAUCAGAUCGUAUGCUUAAGGAAGGCGAAAGCAUUAAGGCUAAAGAUAAAUUGAGCAUGACAAAGUUAUCAGACGAAACUGAAAGUUUGAUUAAUGAUCUCAAUGAUAUGUCUGAUUUAUUCAAGGCAAAGGCUGGGAGUCCAAGUCAGUUCUGUGUGUGUUUAGUAUCAAAGAAACCUAAACUGGAUUAUCUGAGGAAACAGAUUGAUGACAUCAGAAGUAGAAACAUUAUCGACAGUUACGAGCUCAAAAGAGAUACCAAGUUAUCUCACAUAUUGGCAAGCAUAGGCCAACUUGGGAAACUUCAGAAAGACAAGGAGAAGCAUGUAAAAGAUGAAGAAGAGAUUAAAGAAGAUCAAGUGCUAAAAUCGAGGAAGUCAUUGGAUCUUUCAGCAAGUAAGCGGGCUGAGCCACAACCGUUGCUUGACAGGCAAUUGAUGUGUAGAAAUAUUAAAGUCGAAGGGGAAUAUCUCAGUUAUUUGGACAAUGGAGAUGGACUGUAUGUUGACAAAAAUGAAAUGAGGAUUGGAAGCUACUUCGAAGUUGAGAUAAUAAGUUUAGGCCAGCGUAGAACAAUUGCUACAGGUUUUGUAUCAAUCAAUUACCUAGAUAAUAUGCAGCUAGGAUGGAGUUUAAAUGCAGCAGACAAUAACCUGUAAGACUUUUGAUCUCAUUGUAACUGUUUAGGGAUUAUAAAAUAAACGAAUGUAAAUUCAUGAAUGAAUAUGUGAUAUUACCUGAUUUUAAUGCGUCUUUAUCCCUGUAUACUUGGGGACAUAUACUUGUGGAAGAACAUCUAUUUACAAUUUUAGCAUAUAUUAACACACAAUGCUCCAUUGGAAGACAUUUACUGUACAUUAAUGUAAUAUAAUCAGUGCCAUAGCUCCCUUUUUUGUUGAAAUACUAUGAUGUUUUCAUUAUGAUGUAUUUCCCGAAUAGCCGAUCAAAGUUUUAUAACUUCUGACCCCAACCACCUCCUAAAAUUCUCGUUUUAUUUGAGUCCGCCGUUUUCUCAUUUAGUGCUCACACAUUCCUUUACUUGAGGACCAUAUGACGCUUUUACGAAAUGCAAAAGAAUGAAGUUAAUUUGCCACUACCGUCCGUAAACAGGUUUAAUCGAAAGAGAGCCAGAAACAUUUACAAAAUUUGUACAGUUUUUCGCGAUUUUUUUCUAUUCCAUAUUUAAUAGAUGUUUUGAAAAAUAGAAGUGAUGAUAUUGUUUGUGUUGUUGCAUCUUUCAGUAUUUUUCAUAAACUUGACCAGGAUAUAAAGUUUGUCGUUGGUGACAGGAUUGGCUGCUUUUUACUUGCAUCCGCGCCGAGACUUCGAGGAAAAACUUAUCACAGUAGGACUACUUUUCUAAAAGCUGUUUUUACCAGGAACGGCAAAAAGGUUGGAGAAAAGGAACUUCGAUUAAAUCAGUAUGUACAGCUAUAUGCUGCAGUUAGAAUGCAUUCAUCCGGAGAAAAGGUCAAAGUUAUACUGGAUGCAAAGUACCAUGAUUGAGAAUGAGAAUAAGAAGC
Molecule: messenger RNA, 2160 nt
Organism: Ruditapes philippinarum (Manila clam)
Lineage: Eukaryota; Metazoa; Mollusca; Bivalvia; Venerida; Veneridae
Product: transcription intermediary factor 1-alpha-like
Exons: 7
Coding region: 109-1296 (395 amino acids)
Biological process (GO): positive regulation of DNA-templated transcription
Cellular component (GO): nucleoplasm; chromatin
Molecular function (GO): zinc ion binding; ubiquitin-protein transferase activity
Source: RefSeq, a predicted model, not a curated record